CUGAGCCCAAGGAAGGAGAAUGGUUCUAAAGUACCUAAUUUUCAUUUGUCUUUUAAUAUGCUGCUCUAGCGAAUUUUCUCCUGAGCUUGCACGUAUUGUCGAAGGCGAAGUUCUGGGCAUUGAAAAGGUUCCAUGGCAAGUGUCCUUACUGUACCAAGGAACUCAUCAUUGUGGUGGCGUCAUCUAUGAUAACGAAAUAAUCCUUACUGCUGCGCAUUGCGUAGUUGGAUAUUCGACUUCAAAAUUAACGGUUCGCGCUGGAUCUACCAUUUCAAUAUGUGGCGGCCAACUAGUAUCUGUAGCAAAGAUUUUAGUUCACGAAGACUACAGUCAUAGUCGGCGUACCAACGACAUAGCUGUUAUAUUAUUAAAAGAUAGGCUUUCUUUCAAUAACGCUGUUCAUGCCAUAAAACUUGCCAGAAGCAGUCCUGCCCAUGGCGUAAUUGCUUUCGUCUCCGGUUGGGGUGCGCUCGAUGAAUGUAGAGAGCAGCGCUCGGAUCACCUGCGGGGCACUCAACUAAAAAUUGUUGGACGUGAGCAGUGUGCCUCGGAAUCGUACGGUUACGGCGAAAUGGCUGCCAUCGAUACAAUUUGUACCUAUGCUCCUGGAAAAAGUCCUAACGGAGGCGACUCUGGAGGGCCACUGGUUUAUAAAAACGAACUUGUUGGCCUUGUGUCGUGGGGUAUUGGAUGUGGCCGAGAGGAAUAUCCGGGAAUUUUUGCGGAUGUGGCUUACCAUCGAGAGUGGAUUUUGAACGCAAUUCAAAGGGUUCGAAAUUUGAAGAUAAAUCAAAUUUAAAUUAAAUUUAAAGAUACUUCCGUUUCAAGAAAUAAAAACUAAAAAUCAAGUUUCUAA
Molecule: messenger RNA, 856 nt
Organism: Scaptodrosophila lebanonensis
Lineage: Eukaryota; Metazoa; Arthropoda; Insecta; Diptera; Drosophilidae
Product: trypsin alpha-3-like
Exons: 1
Coding region: 20-799 (259 amino acids)
Biological process (GO): proteolysis
Molecular function (GO): serine-type endopeptidase activity
Source: RefSeq, a predicted model, not a curated record